Messenger RNA from Geodia barretti, 1761 nucleotides. NCBI's taxonomy places the organism in Eukaryota, Metazoa, Porifera, Demospongiae, Tetractinellida, Geodiidae. The record is from the annotation of a GenBank genome assembly.
AGGAUGGACAAUUGCAGUGCAAUGCUGACAUGAUUUGUACUGACAAUUCCACCAGGCCAUCACCUUCAACAAUGCCUGAACCUACGUGUGAUCCACCGUGUUCUGAUGACGACAAUAAAGUGUGUAGAGACGGGGUGUGUGUGUGUGUUGUGACGACGGGUUUGCUCUGGAAGGCGCCAACUGUCGAAAUCAAAUGUGUCGCGAUGUAAACGGCAAGACUUGGACUUGGCUGUCGGAGAAAGCAUCUUCCUGUUCGUUGACGGAACGGGUGGUUCGGGGGCCACGUGUCGUGUCUUUACUUGUCAGUAUGUACCAGUCUUGGACCGCCUGGGAGCACACGGCCCACAACACUCCUGCAGUGAUGUCGAAGCGCAAGUCAGUAACGUGGGAGGGUGUUCGCUGGAUGGUCUAACUGAAAUGCAAAUGAACCUCUCGAUAUGCUGUGACAUAUGUGACCGGUGUGACUUCCACGUGUGUCCAGAAAACUCGCACUGUAAUCCCAUCAACACGAUUGCCGAGUGUCAGUGUGACAAUUUGUAUGAAUUGAAUGACGAAGGAAAUUGUGUUGAUAUCGACGAAUGUGCCGACGGACACGAAGUCAGAUGUGGAGAAAAUGCAGUCUGUGUGAAUGAAGUUGAGAACCAGACGCGAGGGUUCACGUGCGUGUGUGAAUCCGGAUACGAAACGGACAUACUUGGAUUAUGCAGAGAUGUUGACGAAUGCACCGACACACCCAAUGCCUGUCCGGCCAACAGCGACUGUAUCAACACAGAAGGCAGCUAUACCUGCGAGUGUAUCAGUGGUUACGUCAGAACUAGCCCCACUCAAUGUGAACCUGUUUGCAGCGAUCCGUGUCAGAAUGGAGGUACAUGCGUCGACCCGGAAACCUGUGCCUGUCUCCCUGGAUACGCAGGUGAAAUCUGCACUGAUGAUGUCAACGAAUGUUUGACGCAGAACCACAUGUGCACGCAUCGCUUCUCAGAAUGCGUCAACACGAUCGGCGGCCAUUUUUGUCGCUGUCAGGCCGGUUACCAGGGCAACGGCACAAACUGUGAAGUAGAUUGUUACCUGCCACUAGCGGACGGAAGCCAAACUGUCGUCAUGAGACCCAACUCGUUUUGGAUCGACCCUAACGACCCUUGUACCCAGUGGAGAUGUCACUCUCCUCAGGAGGUGAACGCUGAAGCUGAUUGGUCGAGUGUGUUUCACGCGGCUCAGCCGUUCAGCCCCUAUCACGUGCCUCUGCCAGUGAGGAUGGGGCGAGCUGAGGCUGGCUCCAUACCGCCUCAAGCCCUCGGGAACCUCGAACUCAUCAAGAUUCCAAAUUUCUUUCAUCUGACACCACCGGCCAUUCAAAAACACUGCGAAGGACUGAAACCUCUGUGCACGCCGUGGCCAAGAAGACUGCGGAGUCUGCCAGUCAAGAUCGAGACUAGGAACUACGUCUUUCCCGGCCGGUCUGUGAGACACGAGGGAUCGAGAAAAGUCGUCCUCACCGUAAAGCUAGGAGCCCUAACCCUAUCAGAGAGAGCAAGAAGAAAGAUGAUAGAACUGGCCGGGUCUUGUUAUGAUGAUACCUCUGACACCGUCAGAUUGGUUGGGAAGAGAUGUCCAACAAGAGAACAAAACAGAGAUUACGUCAUGUAUCUUUUGAAGGUGCUCUAUUUGGAAUCAAACAAAGUUGAGCCGUGGGAAGGUGAAUUGGACCAACAAACUCAGUAGUUUUAUAACCAGUCACAUCUCUUCAUGGUCACGUGAUUA